This is a messenger RNA of Auanema sp. JU1783, 4068 nucleotides long. NCBI's taxonomy places the organism in Eukaryota, Metazoa, Nematoda, Chromadorea, Rhabditida, Rhabditidae. The record is from the annotation of a GenBank genome assembly.
AUGCUAACACUUCUUGAACCACCAGGAGCAAAGCGUUCCCAGGGUCCAUCUAAUCGAUCAGCUCAACACCUUCUUCAUCUAGCACCAGACGAGGACGAUUAUUUCGAUGCUGAAACAGAAUAUGAUAUUCCAAAUGAGUUGAUAAGUGGGAACAGGAAUUCGUUCCUGAAUUUUCUCGACCGUUGCCUUGUCUGGAAAUCCAGUUCAGAUGAGUAUAAUAGCAGAUGGAAAAAAGAAUUCAGGCAGCGACCCUCAUGGUGUGAUGCAGAUCUUUGUCUCCAGCAAAUCAAAAGAGGAAAAGCAACUGGAAACCAAUGGGCUCUUUACUCCAGAAGUUUCAUCCAGAAGCUUCUUUUCUCUUUAGGAAAUUUUGUACAAGCCAAUGCAGCAACAGUUAUCUGCACCAUAUUAAUUUUGUUUUCUAUUUGUUGCUAUGGACUUCAGUAUGUUCGGAUAGAAACAGAUAUAGUGAAGUUGUGGGUUGCCCACGGUGGUCGGUUAGACGAAGAGCUCAAUUUUCUUAACAAAGUGCAAGAGAGUUUGAAGUUUAACGAUACGGACACGGUUGAGAUAGUACGAGAAAAUGGUUUAGGCGGUGGUUAUCAGGUUAUCAUCCAAACGCCGGAGGGACCGGGUCAAAACGCUUUGUCACUUGAAGGAUUACUUAAACAUGUUAAAAUCAUGGAGGAAAUUGCUAGUAUGAAUGUUGAAGUUCAUGGAAACAAUUGGACUCUUCAUGAUAUUUGCUUCAAACCAGCAGCUCCUCUGGGUGAUGAUCCUAUGGCCAAGAGUUUCGAAUCUAUAAUCGAAAGGAUUGUUCCCUGUAUCUGGAUAACUCCUAUCGAUUGCUUUUGGGAAGGAGGAAAAGCCUUGGGACCAUUCCCUCCUGUAACCAAAAGUGACAUCGGUACGUACAGUGGGUUAAUGCAAUCUCUUCCAACAUCUAACAAGAUAAAAUGGACAAAUUUUGACCCUCUCGCUGUCAUAACAGAAAUCGAUUCUGUUGCUCCUCUUGGAUCCCAUUUCUCUUUCUUCGAACGAGCUGGACUUGGCCAUGGCUACCUUGAUCGGCCCUGCAUGAAUCCGCUAGAUCCAGAAUGUCCUAAACUCGCACCUAAUUAUUACGAUAUCUGUCCCUACAUCGAGAGAUUUUUCAACUACACCCAAUCGAAGGGGAUCCAUAUUGUAUAUGAAACAGAGGACGAAAGUGGUGCUGCUCCUGACCUCUUUGAUAGCUUCUUGUCAUUCUUGAGCGGUGACGAAGAGGAUAGCGAAACUAAUGGAACUGAUUCUUCAAACUCAACUCUUUCAACUAUCACAACUACCACGACUACCACAACUACUACCACAAUAGAUCCCAAAAAACUCCUGAAAAACCCAGAAACUGCUUGUACCCAAAUGAGGGCUAGUGCAAUGGAAUGGAUGCAAAAGAACAGAGAAAAAUGGCAUGAAUUCCUUCAAGAGGAUGAAUAUCCAAAGUUCCCCAAUUACGGUGCAUCAAUGGCUGGAGGCUGUCCAGGUUUUGCUCCUGCUGUUCUUCGCUGGCCAGAGGAUAUGAUUCUUGGAGGAACUAAAAGAUCAAGUGUUGACAAUCAAUUAAACUUCGCCGAUGCUUUGCAAAGUGUUUUCUUAGUAGCCAGCCCUAACGACGUUUUUCUCCGAUUUAAAGACAGAAUUAAUAUGACUGAAGCACAAAAGAAAUCAUUCAAAACUGCUCGCGAUCUUCCUGUUUGGAAUGAAGAAAUUGCUGCAGAAGUUAUCCAAGCUUGGCAGAGAAACUUCACUUCUCGAAUGUAUAAACAUCAUGAUAACUUUGAUAAUGAGGGUAAUGAGAGAAGAACUAUUCAUCCUUUGGCUUCUACAUCUAUAGCUGACAUGCUCGAAGAGUUCUGUCAGUUCAACUAUACCAUCAUCUUUGUUGGCUAUGGCUUAAUGCUUGUUUAUGCCAUGAUGACUCAGUUCAAAAGAGAAGGUUGUCUACCUGCUUCUCAGUCUUGCAUGGGUUUAGCACUUGCUGGAGUUUUGACAGUUACUUUCGCUUCUGUCUCUGGACUGGGAUUAGCUACAUGGUUUGGAAUUGAGUUCAAUGCUGCCACCACCCAGAUUGUACCUUUUCUCACUCUGGGAAUCGGUGUUGACAAUAUGUUCAUGUUGCUUCAUAACUAUCAUGACGAUCUUCUUAUGACGGGUCGUCACGAGAUGGGAAUUCUUCUUCGAGAAACUGGUAUGAGCUUGCUCUGCACUUCUAUCAAUAACAUAUUAUCUUUCCUCGCGGGAACACUGCUUCCAAUUCCGGCUCUUCGGUCUUUCUGCGCCCAAAGUUCCAUCCUUCUAACAUUCAACUUCAUUGCUAUCCUAACUGUUUAUCCCGCAAUAAUCUCAAUGGACUUGCGCCGUAGAAAAGCUGGACGUAGAGAUAUACUAUGUUGUCUAUAUGGCGAUACGCGUGAAGAAAACUAUUCUAUGAUUUCGAAGCCUCAGAUUCAGCAGAAGAGAACUAUCGGCGAGCCUUCUUCCUGUCGUGAUAUCCCAAUGACGUACAAGGAUCUGUUAGAAGAAGUACCUGAGAGCUCUUUCAGUCUUCAAACAUUCAUUAAAAAUUACUACGUGCCACUUCUAGAUAAAAGCUGGUUUAGAUUCUUCGUAUUGUUCGGAACAUGUGCUCUCAUGACUGUUUCUAUUGCUGGUAUUUACAACGCCGAUAUCGGGUUGGAGCUCUCUGACGUGCUCCCUGAGCAUACGGCGCCUGCUAAGUUCCUUCAAGCCAGAGACAAGUACUUCAGUUUCUACCCUAUGUUUGCUGUGUUGAAGGGUCCCGAUAUAGACUAUGCUGGACAACAACAUUUAAUUGAAAGUUAUCGUAACUCAAUAGCUCAUUCGCGUUUUGUUAUCAAAGUGAAUAAUCAACCUACUGAAAAAUACUGGCUCGAAAUGAUGAGGGAAUGGCUGAAUAGUAUACAAUCCGAAUAUGAGACUGCCUUAGACAGCGGAAAGAUUGAUCUGUACGGAAAUGUUGUCGGUAAUGUAUCUGACGAUGCUAUCAUUGGGUUACGGCUGGUGUGUAGUUUCGGUCAUAACUAUAACUGCCACAACCGUGUGAAGAAAGUGAAGCUUGUGGAUCAUGCCGGAACAAUCAUAAAUGACGGUUUCUAUAAUUGCUUGACUGCUUGGUUUAACCAAGAAAACAUGAUGUAUUACGUUAGUCAAGCAUCAUUCUAUCCUACUCCUCCUAAAUGGGUUUUGGACCGUAAACAGCCUGUUCUCGUUCCUCCUGCCGACAAGCUGGCUUAUUCUCAAAUUCCUUUCUAUUUGACUGGACUGACUGAUACUUCUGUUAUCGUCACGAUGAUUGAAGAAAUCAGAGGAAUUUGUGAUAAUUAUACUGUGAACGGAUUGCCCAAUUUCCCUCAAGGAAUAGCUUUCACUUUCUGGGAACAAUAUCUUCAUCUUAAUGGAAAUCUACUGCGAGCAAUCGCCACUAUAGCUUUAGCCGUCUUCAUUGUUAUUUCUCUUCUUCUCUUCAAUCCCUGGGCGGCUUUGACCAUUUUGGUUAUCCUUGUUGCCAUGACCAUCGAACUCGCUGGAUUUUUGGGCUUCGCCGGAAUCAAAAUGAACCCCGUCUCCGCUGUCACCUUAAUAACAGCAGUCGGAAUUGGAGUUGAGUUUACGGCUCAUGUUGUUUUGGCUUAUUUAACGCAACUCGGAACUCGCCCGGAAAGAACUGCAUCUGCUGUCAAACGAGUUUUCGUUCCUGUAAUUCAUGGUGCUUUCUCAACUCUUCUCGGAAUUCUUAUGCUCGGAUUUUCUGAGUUCGAGUUCGUUGUCAAGUAUUUCUUCGUCGUAAUGUCAGCAUUAAUCGUCAUUGGAAUAAUCAAUGGCUUAAUUCUUUUGCCAGUGUUAUUAUACAUUGCUGGUCCUCCCCAAGAGAUCACACCACUCGAUGUACCACCUGGAAGAGAAUACUAUCUACCAUUGCCUCCACCUCUUCCACGUAAACGGCAGUGCCGUGAAGCAGAGACUGAUGAUGAAGAUGAUUCCCCAGGCUUGAUGAUGAGGGGUCAUAACUAG